AUGACUUGCAUAGAAAUUCCACUCCAAGAUAUCAUAUCCGCCACCAAUGAUUUUGCGGAAGCCAACGUAAUUGGGAAAGGUGGGUUUGGGAAAGUCUAUAAAGGAGAAAUUAUGUUAUCCAUGGAGCCCAUCAUAGUUGCUAUAAAGCGUUUAGAUAGUUCAUAUGGGCAAGGACCUCAUGAAUUUGAGAAAGAAAUUAAGUUUCUUUCUAGUUAUAAGCAUUCAAAUCUUGUGUCACUUUUGGGUUUUUGUGUUGAGAAUGGAGAAUCUAUACUUGUUUACGAGUAUUUAUCUAACAGAAGUCUCGACUUACACAUAAGUAGACCCGAUAUCUCUUGGCUGCAACGCAUUAAAAUAUGUUUAGAAGCCGCAAAGGGACUACAAUUCCUUCAUGAACCUGUAGAGGGGAGUUCGGAAAGACUCUUGCACCGAGAUAUCAAAAGUGCAAAUAUACUAUUGGAUCAAUACUUGAAUCCUAAGAUAGCAGACUUUGGUUUGUCUAAAUUGGCUCCCGCUGGCCUAGAUUGUACUUUGCUUCAAUGCACAGUAGUAGGCACAGUGGGUUAUUCCGAUCCCAUGUAUAUGCGUGAAGGCUUCUUAACAAAAGCAUCUGACAUCUAUUCCUUUGGUGUGGUUUUGUUUGAAGUUAUGUGUGGUAGACCACAAGUUACAAAAACAGAUGACGGUGAGCUCCAAUUUUUGACGCCAUUGUCAUUGAAACGCUACGAACAAAAUAAAAUGGGUUCAAUUAUUAUUGGUCUAGAUGUUGAUAUUUCACCGAAGUGUUUAAAUAGCAUUUCUAAGAUAGCGUAUCGAUGUUUGCAUUUACAACGUGAGAGACGACCGUCAAUACAAGAAAUCGUGCAUCAGCUUGCAAUUGCCUACAAGUAUCAACAACAGUUCGAGAACCCCGAAUUGCUUAUAGAGGAACCGCUAAAUGAGGACACAAUUGAGACAGAAACAGAAACAGUUCGUGUCAAAUUCCAGUUACAGAGAAAAUGUUCAUAUGAAGAUAAAAUUUUAGUGACAGGAAAUGAUCAAGUUUUGGGUUUAUGGGAUCCAAACAAUGCCAUUGAGCUAAAAUGGUCAGAAGAUCAUUUAUGGAGCACUGAUCUUGACAUACCGACGGCAAAGUUCAUCAAGUUUAAGUUCAUAAUGCGAAAAGGUAAUGGUGAAAUCGUGUGGCAACCUGGUCCCGACAGAGUUCUUGCGUGUUAUAAAACUGACAAAACGAUGACUUUGAGUGAAGACUGGGAAGAUCCUGACUCACGUUGGAUAACUGAAUUCGGGGCCACAUUGAAUCAACCUUUGGUCAGCGUUAGUGGCGCUAAAGAACCAUAAGAGUAUACAAAAAGUUUGAAACAAGGAUUGCCUCCUGGAUUGAGUCAAUAUCAAGAGGAUUAUCAAUUAUGUUGACGUAACUUCAAAUUAUGAACCCGGAUUCCUUAAUGCAUCUGCCAUGGUGUCUACCGAUCCUGAUAUAGCUAAGGACCUCAAAUUGCCUGAGGUAAAAUGACUAUAGCUUGAUUUACGAGAUUCGGUCACGAGGAACGACAGUCAAAACGACCGUAAGGGAUUUGGUCAUUUUUCGGACCCGGAUAUGCUUUCUCUUAUGAGCUAUUUUCAUUUUGAUAUUUUCUUAUUAGUUUUUUGACAUUGUUUGUGGGUUUGUUUUCGGUUUG
Erigeron canadensis is the source of this 1682-nucleotide messenger RNA. Its product is annotated as putative receptor-like protein kinase At5g39000. Bases 1 to 1341 code for a protein of 446 amino acids. Gene Ontology annotation, cellular component: plasmodesma; plasma membrane. The transcript is spliced from 4 exons. Gene Ontology annotation, molecular function: transmembrane receptor protein tyrosine kinase activity; starch binding; ATP binding. Lineage: Eukaryota; Viridiplantae; Streptophyta; Magnoliopsida; Asterales; Asteraceae. The record is from RefSeq and is a predicted model, not a curated record. Gene Ontology annotation, biological process: protein autophosphorylation.